Messenger RNA from Vigna unguiculata (cowpea), 965 nucleotides. Its product is annotated as mitochondrial import inner membrane translocase subunit TIM23-2 pseudogene. NCBI's taxonomy places the organism in Eukaryota, Viridiplantae, Streptophyta, Magnoliopsida, Fabales, Fabaceae. The record is from RefSeq and is a predicted model, not a curated record.
AACCCGCCGCCAUAAGCCAAAUCAUAACUCUCUAAACAGCGUCGUUCGUUCAUCUGCGACUCUCUGGUUUGUUCCUUUCUCUCUGAAACCCAAACCCUAACCCUAACCUCCACCGUCUGGAAGCCUCUCCAAUGGCGUACCAGACCCCUGAUCGAGAUUCAGAAUCGGAUCCGAAGACACCAACGCGUCUCUAUAAUCCUUACAAGGACCUUGAAGUCCCCAUUCGCAACCUCUACCAGCUCCCAACCUCCCCCGAGUAUCUCUUCGUCGAGGAGGCUCGCCGCAAGCGUCGAUCCUGGGGCGAGAACCUCACCUUCUACACAGGAUGUGGCUACCUCGCCGGCGCCGUCGGCGGUGCCGCCUCCGGCCUCGUCGAAGGCGUAAAGUCCUUUGAGUCCGGUGACACCGCCAAGCUUCGCAUCAACCGCGUCCUCAACUCCUCCGGUCAUGCCGGGCGAUCCUGGGGCAACCGCCUCGGCGUCAUUGGCCUGCUAUACGCCGGCAUCGAGAGUGGGAUCGAGGCGGCGAGGGACACCGACGACGUCUGGAACAGUGUCGCGGCGGGACUCGGCACUGGCGCGUUGUAUCGUGCCGCGAGAGGGGUGCGGUCUGCGGCGGUGGCGGGGGCCGUUGGCGGCGUCGUGGUUGGAGUUGCUGUCACCGCGAAGCAGGCAUUGAAACGCUACGUGCCUAUAUGAGAACGACACAUUUUGUGAGCACUUAAUUUUUCUUCUUCCUUUAUUGGGGUUACUAUCAAUUUUGAGCGAUUGUUGGGGGUAUAAGCAUUGUUAUACCAGCAUGUGGCAGUUUUAGCCGUUGCAAACAAUUGGUUUUACCGUUAUGCAUAUUUUUUUCAGCUUGAUAAUAGCUAACCUUUCUAAUGUAAUUUGUCGAAUCAUCAUGCAUGAAUAAUUGGGACGGCUUUAAUGCUGGAUAUAUAGUAUCAAAAUAUCGUUCCUCUGUCA